AUGGGGAAUUGCUUGAUGCAGCCGGCCAAGUUGGCUCAUGCUUCCUCUAUUACUUUUGCUUCUUCUGAAAUCGGAAAGUCUCAGGAUGAUGUCAAGCAAGAUGCCAAUAACGAUUCCAAACGGGUGCCAAUGGAAAGCCUCAACAAGUCGUUGAUAGCAUCCAAGUUCGAUGCAUCUGUUCCCAGCAGUCUCAAGGCUUUCAGCUUCAAUGAUCUAAGGAAUGCCACCAAGAACUUCAAGUCUGAAACGUUGCUUGGAGAAGGAGGUUUUGGUUGUGUCUUUAAAGGGUGGAUUGAUCAGAACACUUUCGCACCUGCUAAACCGGGAACUGGAGUUGUUGUGGCAAUCAAGAAGCUCAAGACAGAGAGCUUUCAGGGCCACAAGGAGUGGCUGACUGAAGUUCACUACCUGGGAACACUUUAUCAUGAGAAUCUAGUUAAAUUGGUGGGCUAUUGUGCUGAAUCCGAUAAUAGGCUGCUAGUUUAUGAGUUUAUGCCAAAGGGGAGCUUGGAGAACCAUUUAUUUAGAAAAGGUGUACAGCCAAUGGCUUGGGUUACAAGGAUGCAAAUUGCACUUGAUGUGGCGAGAGGAUUGUCCUUCUUACACGGAUUAAGUGCCAAUGUAAUCUAUCGUGAUCUCAAGGCAUCAAAUAUUCUACUUGAUUCGGACUUCAAUGCUAAGCUCUCUGACUUUGGCUUAGCCCGCGAUGGCCCAACUGGCGAUAACACUCAUGUUUCAACUAGAGUAGUGGGAACUCGUGGUUAUGCUGCACCAGAAUAUGUAGCUACAGGGCACUUGACUCCAAAGAGUGAUGUGUACAGCUUUGGAGUGGUGUUGUUGGAGUUGCUAUCCGGGAGAAGGGCAAUGGACGACGAUAGAGUUGGUUCGGUAGACGAGACGUUGGUGGACUGGGCGAGGCCUUUCCUGAUGGACACCAGGCGGGUCCUAAGAAUCAUGGAUACCCGAUUAGGCGGGCAGUACUCCAAGAAAGGAGCACAAGCUGCAGCUGCACUUGCACUGCAAUGCCUGCACACAGACCCUAAGUAUCGGCCUCCAAUGGUCGAGGUUAAGGCCACAUUAGAGAACCUCAACAACCCUAAGAUCGCACCAGCCACCCCUCCUACCCAAGCCAGUUACGGUUUGAAGUUGUUCCCUCUUUCAUCCCUUCUGAACUUGUUGGUCUGGGUACUACUGUCUGUGAGUUCAGUGAUGGUUGCUGGUUGA
Molecule: messenger RNA, 1224 nt
Organism: Linum trigynum
Lineage: Eukaryota; Viridiplantae; Streptophyta; Magnoliopsida; Malpighiales; Linaceae
Source: the annotation of a GenBank genome assembly